GACCUUGCCGGUCCCCCCUGGCGGAAGCGGCGGGGGGAGGUCCCCUGCGGUCCCUUUAAUUAAGGAGAAGCAGAGCCCCUUCCCACCGUUGGACGGGGGAGACGCCAUUUCCCAACGCCCCUGCGGGGUCGCAGGCCGGUUGCCGCGCCCUGUAACAUUGUGAGAACUACAAUGCUCAGAGGGCUGUGCGCUGACAGGCAGCAGCGCUUAGCCAAUGAAAGCCCAGAAUAGGGCCAUUUCCGUGCAUGCGCAACGGUAUGGGGUGGGAUUUAAGGCGUCUUCCUCGUGGUAGUCAUUUUAAGUCUUCUCUGGACGCCCCGAGAGAUCAGAAGCUCCAGGACGUCGUUGCCGAAGGGACGGGGCCUGGCAGGCGCGAGCGGAGGCCGUUGUCCCCACGGCAACGAAGCUAGUCCGAGUCUGGGCGGCGGUUCCAGGCUGCGGCGAGUUCGCCGCCGGGGCCGGUUCCGGACGGCGCUCCGGGUGUCCCCGCCAAGAUGGCGUGGCUGCUUUGAGGGACGCGGCUCAGGGCUGUGUGACCUUUGAGGACCUGGCCAUUGACUUCCCAGGAGGAGUGGGGGCUCCUAGAUGAGGUGCAGAGGCUGCUGUUCUGCUGUGUGAUGCUGGAGAACUUUGCGAUCGUAGCAUCAUUGGGUUGGGCAUGGAACGGGCACUGAAGAGACACCUUCUGAGUGGCGUGUUUCUGUUGGAAGGACUGUCAAAAGUCGGAACUCCCCGGGCAGGUCUGUCAGUCCUGAAAACACCAUUGUGAGGGAGGCGUGUGUCCCAUUUUGAAAAACAGUUUGCACCUGGCUCAGCAUCAGGCAGCAUACCCUGGACAGACACCGUACUUGGGUGGGGUGUGCAUGACAGACUUCUGAUUUAGUGCAAACCUUCCCCAGCAAAAAAAAAAAGAGUAGAGUGGAGAGAAACUCUGUCGAGGACCAUGGACAGGGCCUCGUUUGUGAAGAGCUGCAUAUUCCAUGUGUCAGGAACAGGCACCUCUGAGGAGGUUGGGAUGGACUUUCCGGCCUCUUCGGGGCUACUUCCGCACCAGGCUGCGCCCAGCAGUGAGAAGCCGCACAGUGGCAUUGAGCGUGGGGAGGCCUUUCACAGUGGAAACAGGCAGUAUGAGUGGGGUGAAUGUGGGAGCACUUUCAGCCACGAGCACACACUUCUCCAACCCCAGAGCUUCUGCACUGGAGAGGGGCUUUAUCGAUGUAACAGGUGUGGGCACCCCACCGUAAGCUGCAAGUGUCGACGUGGUAAGGGCCAGCGAACUGGCCCUCAAGAAAGGCCUUAUGAGUGUGGUAUAUGUGGGCAGUUCUUUGGCCAAAUCUCCAUCCUUGUCAAACACCAAAUAACUCACAGUGCGGAAAGGCCUUACGAGUGCAGCGAAUGUGGGAAGUCCUUUAAGCGUACCGCUGAACUCAUCAGACACUGGAGAAUCCACACAGGAGAAAAGCCUUAUGAGUGCAGUGAAUGCGGGAAAUCCUACACGCGAAGCUCCAACCUUGUUGAACACCAGAGGAGUCACACCGGAGAAAUUGGUUACGCACGUUACACCUGUGGCAUAUGUGGAAAGUCUUUUAAACAAAGCUCCAAGCUCACUCUACACAAGAGGGUUCACACAGGAGAAAGGCCGUAUGAGUGUGACCAGUGCGGCAAGUGCUUUAGCCAAAUCUCCAACCUCAUGCAACACCAGAGCGUUCACACAGGAGAAAGGCCUUACGAUUGUGCUGAGUGUGGGAGAUCCUUCAGCCGGAGGUCCAACUUCAUCGAACACCAGAAGGUUCACACAGGAGAGAGGCCUUACGAGUGUGGCGAAUGUGGGAAAUUCUUUAGCCGAAGCUCCAUCCUCAGUGAACACCAGAGGGUUCACACAGAAGAGAGGCCUUAUGAGUGUGGUGAGUGUGGGAAAGCCUAUAGACGCGUCUCCAGCCUCAUCGAACACCAGAGGGUUCACACAGGAGAGAGGCCUUACGAGUGCAGCGAUUGUGGGAAAUCCUUCAUCCGAAACUCCACCCUCACUCGGCACCGUAGAGUCCACACUGGAGAAUUCAGUGGCGAGUUCGCUGGAGAUUUCACUGAAGAGUUUACCGACGAGUUUGCUGGAGACUUCUCCUUGGAAAAUGCACUAUGAAUGCUGUGAAUGCGGCAAAUCCUUUAGCCAGUUCUCCAAUGUCAUCACCAAAAAUUUCACACCAAAAAGAGGCCUUAUGCAUGUAGCGAAUGUGGGAAAGCCUUCAGCCCCAGGAAGGGCACACGGGAGAAAGACCUCAGACCUGCAGGGAAUGUGCUGUCUCAUUUAGCGUCAGUGCAGUAGACUUUAUAUGGCAUGAAGUUGAACUCCCUACAUCUGAAACCAACAGUGGGGAAAUUCCCCACGAGUUCCAGGUGCGUGAAACUUUGAGGAGCUGCACUGCACAUUCUAACCUGCCCUGGUCCUUGCCAGAAUUAUAUCACUGCCAGUUUAUAUGGCCGAAGCCAUCAAAGCCACCACUUAGUAGGUCACCCCACUGUGCGUCAUUCAACCCACUGUCCUCAGGAAUGGCAGAUGGCUAUGCUUUCUCUCGCCUUCCCUGGAGGAAACGAGGAAUCUGAACUUUUAGGGCAUGGACUUGAUCUGGUUUUGGACAAGAGGACCUGGUCUGGGUUCUGCCAGCAGCUGCCUUAAAAGGUUUACCUUCUUCAUGCCAUUGUUGGUCUCCUGGGAUGCUCCUGAUUUAUUUUUCCAGCCAGGUCACCAACCAAGAAAUGCUUCCCAUACAUUAUUCUGGUUUGUGUACUGAUAAAGGCCUUAUUGUUUCAGCCACCUUUAAUAAUGGGGGCUCUGUUCACUGUAGUGUAGGUUGAAAACAGACUAGAGCCAGUUAGGAAUAGACGAACAGCUUUUCUCUGUGCCCACAAAUUUGUGAUUCUCAUCAUGGACAGUGUGAUGGCAGAGAGUAUUUCUCCCUCAAGUUUGGACCUUGUGUGUAUUGCCCAAGCCUCCUAGGAAAAGACUGCAGGACCCCAUGGUCCUAGUUUGUGUCCUGGCUGGGGACAGCAGAAAUGUGCCUCCUUGUUCCUAGGGGAUGUCACAUAAAUACAUCCCCGUUAUGUGAUGAAUCCCCAGGUCCUAUCAAGGAGCCAUAUGCCCUGGUGUCCAAAAUGCAAAUGAUAAUUGCUACAACGAUUCUCAGUGUCAUUAAUAGGGAGUGGGGGAUACUAGUAAACGAGAGCGAAUGUGCCUCUUUUACAUGUGCAUUGACGUAGUUCCAGAGAUGACGGCUGUGCAGCAUGGUGUUACAGAAUUUCUUGGGAUCUCCAAAUCCAUGUUUCCCCCAGAGCUUUGGUAAUCAGAGCCAGUAAUCUAAAGGGUUUCUGGAUUCUUACCGCAUUGCUGGCCUGUUGGCCUCAAGACUUGACGCGGCUGGAAAAUGAGGUUGGAGAGAAUGGAGGUGCUGUUGUCCAGCUUGUGGUGUUUGACCUGGCCAGCAUGCCUGUUGCCUCAGAUGGAAACAUUCUUCUUUGCUCAAUGCAUUUCUUGCCUCUGCUGCAGGCCUGCCCUUCCCUGCUGCAGUCAGGGAAGUUGCCCAACCUAGUUUUCUGAGGGGAAAAAAAAUUUUUUUCCCUAUUUUUAUUUUGAACUUUUUUCAAAGGAUUGAGUUAUAAUUGAUAUUUUUGACGUAAGUAUGAACCUGUGAAACCAUCAUAAGCAUGAAAAUGAACACAUCCAUCACCACCAAGUUUUCUCAGGCCCUCUUAGAGUUUCUCUUGCUCUCCCCAGCCCUCCAGGCAACUGCCUGCUUUCUCUGUUUUGACAGUAGAUUAGGUUCUAUUUUCUAGACGUUUAUAUGACUGAAAACUUAAGAUGCUGACUCUUCCCCCCACCCCCAUCCCGGUUUCCUUCAUACUGCGUAGUUCUUUUGAGAUUGAGCAAUGUUGCUUAUGUGACUACUUGAUUCUUUUUAUUGCUGAGUAGUAGUUCUGUGUAUAUGCCGCAGUUUGUUGAUUCAUUCGUAUGUUAAUGGAUAUUUGAGUUGUUUCUGGUUUUGGCUGUUACAAAUAAAUCUGUUAUGAACAUA
Trichechus manatus latirostris (Florida manatee) is the source of this 4067-nucleotide messenger RNA. Its product is annotated as zinc finger protein 530-like. The coding region runs from base 944 to 2140 and encodes 398 amino acids. NCBI's taxonomy places the organism in Eukaryota, Metazoa, Chordata, Mammalia, Sirenia, Trichechidae. The transcript has 3 exons. The record is from RefSeq and is a predicted model, not a curated record.